GAAGUCGAUGCGAUAGGAAAUCGUUCGACUAAAUUAGGUAUUGCUUCUCAUUACUUAUCGUCCUUAGCCCCACAAACGUCAUGGAUUGUCCAAGUAGAUCCAAAGAACGAACUUACAUUUUACUACGAUACAAAAACUGGUGAAAAAUCAUGGGAAAUGCCAGAUAACUACAGACAGUAUUUGAUCGAUUUUCAAAAUUUGUGUCAACUGCAGCAGGAUUGUUCGAGUGACCACAACUUGACUCCUCCAAAAAAGGAGAUGAGGAAACACAAAAGUUCUAUUAAGAAAUUGAAAUCUCCACCUAAAAAAUCUGGACAGUCUAUUCAAUACCUGUCUGAGUAUAUAGCCUACAGCGAAUCUGAUUCGGAUAGUGAUGCUCCUUCUACGCGCAUAAAAAAUGUCCAUAACUCAUCUGAAGCACGAGAUAUUUCUCAAGAUGAUUCAAUUAAAGCAAUGGCUGCUUUAGAUAAGCCUGAAGAUCAUGAUGACGUAGCUUGCAUGACUCAUAAUUCUGCUCCUGAAAAAUCCGAAAUCGACUCCAAAUUUAUCGGACCUCUAUUGCCAAAGGAUGAGGAUAAACCCACUGAUGGUCAGCUUGAUUUCACUCCAAAAGUAGACAAUUAA
Messenger RNA from Protopolystoma xenopodis, 624 nucleotides. NCBI's taxonomy places the organism in Eukaryota, Metazoa, Platyhelminthes, Monogenea, Polystomatidea, Polystomatidae. The record is from the annotation of a GenBank genome assembly.